Messenger RNA from Calypte anna (Anna's hummingbird), 4562 nucleotides. RefSeq names its product Janus kinase 2 (gene JAK2). Lineage: Eukaryota; Metazoa; Chordata; Aves; Apodiformes; Trochilidae. The transcript has 18 exons. Gene Ontology annotation, cellular component: membrane; cytosol. Bases 278 to 2461 code for a protein of 727 amino acids. Gene Ontology annotation, biological process: intracellular signal transduction; peptidyl-tyrosine phosphorylation; cytokine-mediated signaling pathway. Gene Ontology annotation, molecular function: non-membrane spanning protein tyrosine kinase activity; cytokine receptor binding; ATP binding. The record is from RefSeq and is a predicted model, not a curated record.
UUUGCAAACAUAUUGUGAUUUUCCUGAUAUCAUUGAUGUCAGCAUUAAGCAAGCAAGCCAAGAAGGAUCCAUUGAGAGAAGAAUUGUCACCAUUCAUAAACAGGACAGCAAGAAUCUGGAGGCUGAAUUUCAGUCGUUAAAAGAAGCUCUCUCCUUUGUGUCGUUAAUUGAUGGAUAUUACAGACUAACAGCAGAUGCCCACCAUUAUCUCUGUAAAGAAGUAGCACCACCAUCAGUCCUUGAAAAUAUCCAAAGCAACUGCCAUGGACCAAUUCUCAUGGACUUUGCUAUCAAUAAACUGAAGAAAGCAGGUAAUCAGACUGGUUUCUACGUUCUUCGUUGCAGUCCUAAAGAUUUUAAAAAAUACUUCCUCACCUUUGCUAUAGAGCGUGAUAAUACUACUCAAUAUAAGCACUGCCUUAUUACGAAGAAUGAGAAUGGAGAAUAUAAUCUUAGUGGAACCAAGAGAAGCUUUGGUAAUCUUAAGGAUCUGUUGGCAUGUUACCAGACAGAAACUGUCCGUUCAGACAGCAUAGUUUUCCAGUUCAUCAAAUGCUGUCCUCCAAAACCAAAAGAUAAAUCGAAUCUCCUAGUCUGCAGAAGCAACAGUGUUUCUGAUGUACCUUCAUCACCUACGCUCCAGAGACACAAUAACAUCAAUCAGAUGGUCUUUCAUAAAAUCCGGAAUGAGGACUUGAUAUUUGAGGAGAGUCUUGGACAGGGCACAUUUACUAAGAUUUUCAAGGGUGUAAGAAAAGAAGUAGGAGACUAUGGCCAGCUCCAUCAAACUGAAGUUCUUUUAAAGGUGCUGGAUAAAGUGCACAGAAACUACUCUGAGUCCUUCUUUGAGGCAGCAAGUAUGAUGAGCCAGCUUUCUUACAAACAUUUGGUGUUAAAUUAUGGAGUCUGCGUAUGUGGAGACGAGAACAUCCUUGUACAAGAAUAUGUAAAAUUUGGAUCUCUGGACACAUAUCUGAAAAAGAACAAAAAUACUAUCAAUAUUGUGUGGAAGCUGGAAGUAGCCAAACAGUUGGCAUUAGCCAUGCAUUUUCUGGAGGAUAAAGGCCUGGUUCAUGGGAAUGUCUGUGCCAAAAACAUCUUGCUUAUCAGAGAGGAAGACAGGAAGUCUGGAAACCUUCCAUUUAUAAAACUAAGCGAUCCUGGCAUCAGUAUUACAGUUUUACCAAGAGAUAUUCUUCUUGAGAGAAUACCAUGGGUUCCACCUGAAUGUAUUGAGAAUCCCAAACAACUAAGCCUGGCCACAGACAAAUGGAGUUUUGGUACCACUUUGUGGGAAAUCUGCAGUGGAGGAGACAAACCUCUGAGUGCAUUGGAUUCUUCAAGAAAACUACAGUUUUAUGAAGAUAGGCACCAGCUUCCUGCCCCUAACUGGACAGAACUAGCAAACCUUAUAAACAACUGUAUGGAUUAUGAGCCGGAUUUCAGGCCUUCAUUUAGAGCAAUUAUACGUGACUUGAAUAGUUUGUUCACUCCAGAUUAUGAGCUAUUGACAGAAAAUGAUAUGCUACCAAAUAUGAGAAUCGGAGCACUUGGAUUUUCUGGUGCUUUUGAAGAUCGGGACCCAACACAAUUUGAAGAAAGACAUCUUAAGUUUUUGCAGCAACUUGGCAAGGGAAAUUUUGGCAGUGUUGAGAUGUGCCGGUAUGACCCUCUGCAGGAUAAUACCGGGGAGGUGGUGGCUGUGAAGAAACUGCAACAUAGCACAGAAGAGCACCUUAGGGACUUUGAAAGAGAAAUUGAAAUACUUAAAUCUCUGCAGCAUGAUAACAUCGUUAAAUACAAAGGAGUGUGCUACAGUGCAGGUCGUAGGAAUCUAAGGUUGAUUAUGGAAUAUUUACCAUAUGGCAGCUUACGAGAUUAUCUGCAAAAACACAAAGAGAGGUUGGACCACAAGAAGCUUUUGCUGUAUGCGUCUCAGAUAUGUAAGGGCAUGGAGUACCUAGGCACAAAAAGAUAUGUUCACCGGGACUUAGCAACCAGAAAUAUCUUAGUGGAGAAUGAGAACAGAGUUAAAAUUGGAGAUUUUGGACUCACAAAAGUCUUGCCGCAAGACAAGGAAUACUACAAAGUAAAGGAGCCUGGUGAAAGCCCUAUAUUUUGGUAUGCUCCUGAAUCUCUGACAGAGAGCAAAUUCUCAGUUGCCUCAGAUGUGUGGAGUUUUGGUGUGGUCUUGUAUGAACUCUUCACAUACAUGGACAAGAGUAAAAGCCCACCAGCUGAAUUCAUGCGCAUGAUUGGCAAUGAUAAACAAGGGCAGAUGAUUGUGUUUCAUUUGAUAGAGCUUUUGAAGAAUAAUGGACGACUGCCAAGACCAGAUGGAUGCCCUGAUGAGAUUUAUGCUAUCAUGAGAGAAUGCUGGAACAAUAAUGUCACCCAGCGGCCCACCUUUAGGGAUCUUGCUCAGCGAGUGGAUCAUAUAAGGGACAACAUGGGUGGAUGAGAAAAGAGUCUCUCCUUCAGAGGAAGUGUCAGAAUGUGGAACAAAAUGUACUUGGUCUGCAGUGUGUAAUUGACAUGUGUACACAUGUGCAUCUUGCCCUUGCUGAAAGUAAAAUCUGUCGUGGCAAAUAUCCUAUCUCAAUCUGCAUACUGAGGAAUCCUGCUGGUUUUCUUUACCAGGCUCUAUUUGUUACUACGAGAACAUGUUGAAAUUUUCAAUAGGGAGAGAAAGCAUUUCUCUAAAUAAAGUAAUCAAAUAUAUGGUCAGACUACAUGACCAUUAUUUGCCUUACUUGGCAAUGCAAAAAAGAGGUGACUUAAAAUGUGGUGAGUUUAAGAGAUGAGAAGGCAGCACAUUUCCUUGUUGGAAUGGAGAUGCACAGGGAAGACUUCUGGUCUUUUCACACUGAGUAUCUAGUGACUUGGCACCCUGUUUCGUGUGUUGCACAAGGGCUUGUGUUUGUUAAUAGUUUUAUAAUUCUUUCGUUGUUGAUGCAGAAGUGGCUUCUCUGUGUAACAAAGUAGAAGUGGUUACAUAACCCAGAAAUUCUAAUGUGCCAAUCUGAAUCAGUUAUCAGCCAGCAACAUAUGCAAAGAGGUGUAAUGGGCUGUGUGAUGUACUGUAAAUAUGAUGAGGGAAAGGGAGGAAAUUGAUCUUACUUUGGAGAGCCAGAAAACCUACUCACGCAGGUGAAAGUUUAAAUUUAAAUGAAACAGCAAACAUGUUCUUCAGUUUUUCUUGCUCUUCUUUUCCUCUUCUGAGCAAGCAUUAGAUUCCCUUUAUAUGAUUGAAGAUAGUGAUAAUUAAGUAAAAAUUAAGCCCUUUAUGUAAGGCAGUGUCUUCAGUUUGUUUCUGAAUAUGAAAAAGUUAAACAUACUGCUUUUAAGUGCUGCUCUUGUAUUCUUUCCAUCUUUGUAGUUUUUGUGCAGUUGUAAGUGUAUACAGGAAUUGGAAACAUUUUACAACAGAUUUAAAAAGCUGGAAAAUGCCCUCCACUUCACAGUUCCUCACUUCGCUAUUAAGAUGAUGACUUUAUACCUUCCUUCCUGUACACAAAACCCGAUGCUUAUGGCCCAGUAUCUGAUACAGCCAGUGACAAGCACAUCAAGUCAGUUCGGUUUUGCCUGCAGGCGUAAAACUUGGGGAUAAUCUUGUAUCUGAAAGCAGUGAAGUCGCAGAGUUUUUGUAUUUUUAGUUCAAAUAAUCUUUUUUUGUUGUUUUGACUUAAGCAUUGUUGUUUGCAAAGUACUUUGCUUAUUCUUCUUGGACUUUUGCUGUGAAAAGUUCAAUUAAGGGGAUACACAACUUGGCAAACUGACCUGACAUCCAGAUUUGUAUUUAAAAUUAAGCAUUAAUUUUUAAAAUUGGUGAAACAGAGGACUUACUGUGAGACUUCCUCCAGAUUUGUGGUUAACUACAUCCAUCUUAUCAGAAGUUUAAGUACCUCAACUUUAAAAUAAAAUUUAAAAACAAAUAAAAAAAAAUCCUAACUUAGUGCAACAUAGUGCCAGUAUAGCAAUGUUUUGUAUCACUGUGAUGUUUCUCUCCCAUAAUCACUCAUACAAAAUUAUGAUCGUUUUAAUGUGGGAGCUUGUUCAGCAGGGAGGGCAUCAGCAGCCCUCUUUCUGCCCAGUGUAUUUAAUAAAAUCUAAUAAAAUUUCUAUUGGUUUUCUUGCCACUACACACUUGCUUGGUAAUUUUUAAAACUGAUGUCACAAUCAGUUUUUAAGUUGCAAAGAACCUUAAAGUGCUUUGUUGAAUCUAACGUGUUUUCUCCAUUUCUAUACAUUGCUUUGAAGAUAUAAAAUUUUGUGCAAAAGUUGUAUUUGCAUUUGGAGUCUCAGUUGUGUGUAUGUGUUUUUUGUAAUAAGGAAGAUAAAGCUUUAAAGUAUUAAAACAGCAUUCUAGCUGGGAUAACGUGCAGGAGUUAUGUAAAAUUCACAGUGUAUGAUACUCAGUUGCUAACUGGUUUCCAAUCUGUAGUAGACUAAACAUAAUUUAUGUAAAAGUCUCAGGGAAGUUUGUGUAAUGCAGUGAAAAGAUCUUCCAGUCUGCUCUUUUUUCAAGUGAAUAAAAGUCUUUUUCUUGUUCUAUUACAGUA